Messenger RNA from Malaclemys terrapin pileata, 3182 nucleotides. It is a transcript of the gene NEFM, whose product is annotated as neurofilament medium chain. Gene Ontology annotation, cellular component: intermediate filament; cytoplasm; postsynaptic intermediate filament cytoskeleton. The record is from RefSeq and is a predicted model, not a curated record. Lineage: Eukaryota; Metazoa; Chordata; Testudines; Emydidae. Bases 108 to 2621 code for a protein of 837 amino acids. Gene Ontology annotation, molecular function: structural constituent of cytoskeleton. Gene Ontology annotation, biological process: neurofilament bundle assembly. The transcript has 3 exons.
GGAGCAUGUGGCUGGAGCCGCGCGGCCGAACCGGCUCCGUUAUAUAAGGGGCGGGCAGCGGCUGGAGCCGCGCUGUGAAAGCCGCACACAUCCCAAAGUCUUCCAAGAUGAGCUACACCCUGGACACGCUCGGCAACCCCUCCUACCGGAGGGUGACCGAGAGCCGGGCCACCUACAGCCGGGCCAGCGCCUCCCCUUCCAGCGGCUUCAGGUCGCAGUCCUGGUCCCGGGGCUCCCCGAGCACCGUCUCCUCCCCGUACAAGCGCAGCGCCCUGGGCGCGCAGCGGGUGUCCUAUGGCUCCACAGUGCUGAGCUCCUCCGAGAGCCUGGACCUCAGCCAGUCCUCCCUGCUCAACGGGGCCGGGGACUUCAAGCUGAGCCGCUCUAGCGAGAAGGAGCAGCUGCAGGGGCUGAACGACCGCUUCGCCGGCUAUAUCGAGAAGGUGCACUACCUGGAGCAGCAGAACAAGGAGAUCGAGGCGGAGAUCGCCGCCCUGCGCCAGAAGCAAGCCGGCCGCUCGCAGCUGGGCGACGCCUACGAGCAGGAACUGCGCGAGCUGCGCUGCGCCCUGGAGCAGGUGAACCACGAGAAGGCGCAGCUGCAGCUGGACUCGGAGCACGUGGAGGAGGACAUCCAGCGCAUCAAGGAGCGCUUCGAGGAGGAGGCCCGGCUGCGCGAUGAAACCGAAGCCACCAUCCGCGCCCUGCGCAAGGACAUGGAGGAGGCCUCCAUGGUCAAGGUGGAGCUGGACAAGAAGGUGCAGUCGCUGCAGGACGAGGUGGCUUUCCUGCGGGGCAACCACGAGGAAGAGGUGGCCGAGCUCCUAGCCCAGAUCCAGGCGUCCCACAUCACGGUGGAGAGGAAGGACUACAUGAAGACCGACAUCACCUCCGCCCUCAAGGAGAUCCGCAGCCAGCUGGAGUGCCACUCCGACCAGAACAUGCACCAAGCCGAGGAGUGGUUCAAGUGUCGCUACGCCAAGCUCACCGAGGCGGCGGAGCACAACAAAGAGGCCAUCCGCACGGCUAAGGAAGAGAUCGCCGAGUACAGGAGGCAGCUGCAGUCCAAGAGCGUGGAGCUGGAGUCGGUGAGGGGCACCAAGGAGUCCUUGGAGAGGCAGCUGAACGACAUCGAGGAGCGCCACAACAACGAUCUCACGACCUACCAGGACACGAUUCAUCAGUUGGAAAACGAGCUGAGGGGUACAAAAUGGGAAAUGGCACGUCAUUUGAGGGAAUACCAGGAUCUCCUCAAUGUCAAGAUGGCGCUGGAUAUUGAAAUUGCUGCAUACAGGAAACUACUGGAGGGUGAAGAGACAAGAUUCAGUGCCUUCUCGGGAAGCAUUACUGGUCCCACAUUUACACACAGGCAACCCAUGGUCACAAUAUCAUCUAGUAAAAUACAGAAAUCAAAAGCUGAGCCGCCAAAGCUAAAGGUCCAGCACAAAUUUGUAGAAGAAAUCAUUGAAGAGACAAAGGUGGAGGAUGAAAAAUCUGAAAUGGAUGAUGUCCUGGUAGCUAUUGCAGAGGAAUUGGCAACCAGUGCCAGGCAGGAAGAACAGAAGAAGGAAGAAGAAGCAGAAGGGGAAGAGGAAGAAGCCAUGGAAGAGGAAAUUGUAGCUGAAAAGAAAGCUCCAGAGAAAGCAGCUGCACCCAAAGCUGAAGAAGAAGAAGAAGAAGAAGAGAAGGGAGAGGAGGAGGAGGAGGAGGCUGCAAAAUCUGAUGAAGCAGAAGAAGGAGGUUCUGAAAAAGAAGAAGCAGAGGAAAAGAGUGAAAAGGAAGAGGGAGAGGAGGCUGAGCAGGAAGAAGAAGAAGAAGGUGAGGCCGAAGCUGAAGGAGAAGAAGCUGAGGCUGAGACUAAGAAAGAAAAGGAACCUGAAGGGAAGAGCAAGAAAGAGGCUGAAGAGGCUGCAGUGGAAGAGAAGGUGGAAAAAGUAAAAGCGUCUUUAGCAAAAUCUCCACCUAAAUCUCCUGCAGCAGAAGAGGCUGAGGAAGAACAGAAGGAAGCAGGAGAAGAAGCUGAAGGAGAAAGUGAAGAACAGAAAAUGGAGAAGGAAAGUAAAGAGGAGGAAACAAAGGAGGAGAAGCCAGGAUCCCCGGAGAAGCCAGGAUCCCCAGAGAAGCCAGGAUCCCCAGUGAAAGAAGAAAAGGCUAUGGUGAAAGAGACCAUCUCGGUCACAAAGGUAACAAAAGUCAGUGCAGAGAAAGAGUCCAAAACAAAGGAUGGGAGCAGUGAAGGAGAGGAAAGUGACCAGGCCUCCAAGGGAUCCAUGAAAGAAGACAUUGCAGUGAACGGGGAGGUGGAUGAGAAGGAGGAGGAGAAAUCCAAAGAAAAAGAAAUUGAGGAGGAAGACAAGGGUGUGGUCACCAAUGGCCUGGAUGUGAGCCCAUCUGAAGAGAAGAAAGGGAAGAGCGAAGAAAAAGUUGUGGUAACCAAAAAGGUGGAGAAAAUCACUGGCGACGAUGGGGACAGUACAACCAAAUACAUCACCAAGUCUGUGACAGUCACCCAAAAGGUAGAGGAGCACGAGGAAAGUUUUGAAGAGAAAAAGAUGUCCACCAAGAAGGUCGAGAAAGUCACUUCUCAUGCUGUAAUAAAACAAGUAAAAGACAGUGACUAAUAAAUAGUAAUUAAAAAAAUCAAAAAGAGCUUGGGUUGGUGAAAAAGGUUAAGCCAUAUGACAGCUGCAAAAUGCAUGUGAGUGACAGCUUUAAAGCAAAACAGGUUCUCUCAUGGAGUCUCCAGACACACUGUAUUUUACGUUUUUGUGCGUGUGCAAUACUGGGGGGAAAUGCAUGCAAGCUCAAGAUGUUCUCCCUCCACAGAACUUGGGGAAUUAAAUAAAUAAAUAAGCAAAUGCAUGAGGAAAGGAAGCUUUUGAAUUCCCUAAACUGUCGGAGGAACACAUCUGAGGAACGUCUUAAGAGGUAUUAUGCAAAGAACCAACUGAGCCAAGAACAAACGUGAAACAAAACAAAACAAUCAUGGGAAAAAAAACAGAAUUCUCCUAGCCUUAAAAAAAAGCUACUUAUGAAUAAUUAUGUUUACCUCACUGGUGCAAUUAAGAUGGACUUUUGUUCAUGGGAGAACCUAGUUGACAUUCACAGUACGCAACCUUUUGUUGUUCGAUGUAGAACCGUCACAGCAGUACUUGCUCAAUAAAGGUCAUAUUGGAAACAUG